AUUGUGCUGACUUGGCAGCGGCAGUAGCAUGAAAGUUGCUCAGGACAGGAAUUGGUCGGCUCUGCUGUCCGCCUCCCCCGGCCAAGGGUCAGCUGGCAUCGCCUCCUCCUGGGGCCCUGGGAUUCACAGCCUGGCCCCGGGGCCGCAGAGCCCCUUCUUGCCCGGGAUCUCCAUCCCUCCACCUGAGCUCCAGGCCUCUUCCACCAUCUCCUGUUGUUGUCUCAGAUCCUUGAUAUCCUUGUCUGGAGGGGUGCUUGCAGAGCGUGGGGCAGGCUGCUGCAGGGUUGUCAGCAUGGAGAAAAGCACUAUGGCUCAGUCCAAGGGCACGGUGGUCCUCGCCUACAGCGGGGGCCUCGACACCUCCUGCAUCCUGGUGUGGCUGAAGGAGCAAGGCUAUGAUGUUAUCGCCUACCUGGCCAACAUUGGGCAGAAGGAAGAUUUUGAAGCAGCACGAAAGAAAGCGCUGGCACUGGGGGCCAAAAAGGUUUACAUCGAGGAUAUCAGCAGGGAGUUUGUGGAGGAGUUCAUCUGGCCGGCAGUGCAGGCCAACGCGCUCUACGAGGACCGGUACCUGCUGGGCACGGCGCUGGCCCGGCCCUGCAUUGCCCGCAGGCAGGUGGAGAUCGCCCGGCGAGAGGGAGCCCAGCACGUCGCCCAUGGGGCCACGGGCAAGGGCAAUGACCAGGUUCGGUUCGAGCUCACCUGCUAUGCCCUGUGUCCCAAAAUCAAGGUUGUUGCACCGUGGAGGCUGCCCGAGUUUUACCAGCGCUUCCCUGGGCGCCGGGAGCUGAUGGAUUAUGCCAAGAAACAUGGGAUCCCGGUGCCUGUGACACCCCAGACACCCUGGAGCAUGGAUGAGAACCUCAUGCACAUCAGCUACGAAGCCGGGAUCCUGGAGAACCCCAAGAAUCAGGCUCCCCCCGGGCUCUACACGAAGACCCGUGAUCCGGCCACCUCUCCUGACACCCCGGAUGUGCUGGAGAUCGAGUUUGAGCGGGGUGUCCCAGUGAAGGUCACCAACAUUGGGGAUGGAGCCACUCGUUCCUCGGCCCUGGAGCUCUUCGUGUACCUGAACGACAUCGCGGGCAAGCACGGGGUCGGGCGCAUCGACAUCGUGGAGAAUCGCUUCGUCGGGAUGAAGUCCAGAGGUAUCUAUGAGACCCCAGCGGGAACGAUCCUACACCACGCGCAUUUAGAUAUCGAGGCCUUCACCAUGGACCGGGAAGUGCGGAAAAUCAAGCAGGGGCUCGCCUUGAAAUUCUCCGAGCUGGUGUACAACGGGUUCUGGCACAGCCCCGAGUGUGAGUUCCUCCGGCACUGCAUCGAGCACUCGCAGGAGCCCGUGGUGGGCACCGUCCGUCUGUCUGUCUUCAAGGGCCAGGUCUACAUCCUGGGCAGGGAGUCCCCACGGUCGCUGUACAACGAGGAGCUGGUGAGCAUGAACGUGCAAGGGGACUACGAGCCCGCCGACGCCACCGGCUUCAUCAACAUCAACUCACUGAGGCUGAAGGAAUAUCAUCGUCUCCAGAGCAAGGUCACCGUAAAGCAGGAUGAAUAGCAAUCAAUCGCACGCGAGCCUUCCUCUCCCCUUUCUAAUUUCUCUAAGAAGUAGCACUAAUUGUGGUGGCAAUUUGUAAUUGUAACUCGUCUCUCCGGAGCGGAGCCGCGGCGGAGGUGACGGCUUUGUUAUGGGGCGGCAAGUGAAAUGCAAUCGGGAGGGGGGAAAAAAAGGGUUUCGUCCAUCGGAGGAGAAGUGGGGAAAGAAAUAAACCCCCAGCCAUGCGCGGGUCCGGCACUGA
Molecule: messenger RNA, 1799 nt
Organism: Corapipo altera (White-ruffed manakin)
Lineage: Eukaryota; Metazoa; Chordata; Aves; Passeriformes; Pipridae
Gene: ASS1
Product: argininosuccinate synthase 1
Exons: 16
Coding region: 29-1558 (509 amino acids)
Biological process (GO): urea cycle; L-arginine biosynthetic process
Cellular component (GO): cytoplasm
Molecular function (GO): ATP binding; argininosuccinate synthase activity
Source: RefSeq, a predicted model, not a curated record